This is a messenger RNA of Dinoponera quadriceps, 3394 nucleotides long. Its product is annotated as cytochrome P450 9e2-like. The coding region runs from base 405 to 1952 and encodes 515 amino acids. NCBI's taxonomy places the organism in Eukaryota, Metazoa, Arthropoda, Insecta, Hymenoptera, Formicidae. Gene Ontology annotation, molecular function: oxidoreductase activity, acting on paired donors, with incorporation or reduction of molecular oxygen; heme binding; iron ion binding. The record is from RefSeq and is a predicted model, not a curated record. The transcript has a single exon.
ACAGUGAUUGUAAUAUACGCUCUGUAAUUUUCAACUUAAAAUCGAAAAAAUCAACCUUUAACUUUUACAUACUAGUAUAAGUUACAUGGCCGAAGAUUAAUCAAGUGGUAAAUCAAUGAAUUAAUAGCUAUCCCUGCGAAAAUAUCAAAUCAUCGGAGUGAAACAUACUUUACUGUGAAAUGUUGAAUAAUUCAUUUUACCGUGGAAUAGGUGUGUACGCUUAAAACGAUAUGUUUAAACGGAUUGUUUGCUACUAGUUCGCACACGUAGCAACAGUCCGUGUCUGAGAGGUGUUCCCUUUCCACUGCUCAUGCAUGAUAAGAUUUGCGCUUGUGAACGUUUAUAUCGUUAUAACAUUCUAUCCGUGAGCGACGAAGUCAUUCGUCUCGGACGUACCGGUCACGAUGGAGUCGUCGUCGUUACUUUCAUCACCUUUUGUGCUCUUAGCGACCACUUUGGCUAUUAUCGCCGCACUGAAAGUCAUCGCCUUGAUGUACCAUCAAUACACUUACUGGAGUAAAAGAGGCGUUCCUACUAUACGAACAAUUCCGGGUGUUGGAACGUCUUGGAGAGUGUUUCUGCGAUGCAUGAGUUUUUCCGAAUAUGGUAAAUUCGCUUACGAUUUAUAUCCGGAUGCUAAAUACGUCGGACUGAUGGAUGUUGCUACUCCUCUCGUUCUUCUGCGUGACCCUGAGUUGAUCAGAGAUGUUAUGGUGAAAGAUUUUGAACAUUUCCCGGACCACCGUAAAUUUACGAGUGAGGAUGUUGAUCCUUUGUUCGGAAAGAAUGUCUUUGCCUUGCGCGGUAACCGCUGGAGAGAAAUGAGGAACACGUUAAGCCCUUCUUUCACCGCCAGCAAGAUGAAAGUUAUGUUCGAGCUAGUGUCAAAGUGUUCCCGCGAAUUCGCUGAAUAUCUGAGCGAUCAUCCGGAGGUGUGUUCCUCCGUCGAUACGAAGGAGGCCUUUAGGCGAUACACUAAUGACGUAAUCGCCACGUCGGCCUUUGGCAUAAGCGUGAAUUCUAUGAAGGAUCAGAACAACGAAUUCUUUAGUAGAGGAAUUGACAUCACCAAGAGUUUUUCAUCAUUUGGCGUGCUGAAGUUCUUUUUAUUCCGCGCGGCACCGCGAUUUGCGAAGUCAAUAGGUUUGCAUUUCUUUCCGCCGGCUACGGCCCAAUUCUUCAGAAGAAUCGUAGCAGAGACCAUUAAAACCCGCGAUGAGCAAGGUAUCGUUCGACCGGACAUGAUUCAUUUAUUGAUGCAAGCUCGUAACAAGGAGGGACCCAAUGUGCACACAAUGACAUUGGACGACAUCGUGUCUCAAGCCUUCAUUUUCUUCUUGGCCGGCUUUGAAACAUCCGCGACGCUGAUGUGCUUCCUCGUGCAUGAACUCGCGGUUCAUCGCGACAUUCAAGAUCGCCUGUUUGAGGAGGUGGAGCGACAUUUCGCCGAGGGAAACGGCGAGAUCUCUUAUGAAUCGUUGUCGAAGAUGACUUACAUGGAUAUGGUUGUGUCCGAGGCUCUCCGAAAAUAUCCGGCAAUGAUUUUCGUUGACAGGGUCUGUGUGAAAAGAUACGAACUACCUCCGGCAAAGCCGGGUGGUAAAAGCAUCAUCCUCGAGCCUGAUUGCAUGACGUGGACGCCUGUUUACUCAUUACACCAAGAUCCCAAGUAUUUCCCGAACCCGUCUAAGUUUGAUCCCGAAAGGUUCAGCGACGAAAACAAGGACAAUAUUGUGCCAUAUACUUACCUGCCUUUCGGCCUUGGGCCCAGGAUGUGCAUUGGCAAUCGUUUCGCUCUUAUGGAGACGAAACUUUUGGUUGCACAUCUUUUGCACAAAUUCAUCUUCAAGGUUACGGAGAAAACGGUCGAGCCUAUCGUGUUCGAUCGAAAACAGUUCACGUUGCAGCCUGAAGGUGGUUUCUGGAUCGCAUUGGAAAAGAGGACGAAAUAAAUUUAAACAUCGGAAAUUGCUGGUUCCGAAUAUUGUUCACAGUAUAGUGGAUGUUUUGUUCGUUUGGCCCGAUAGAAUAUUUAACAUGUCUGUGUAAGUCCUCAUUUUCGAAGGCGAUUGAAAUGUAUAAAAUGCUUGAUUUUGUUACGAUGCGAAUUUUGAUUGUUCAGUAUAUUUUCUUACGCAUUGUUUUGUAAGGGUUUAUUGUUUUUUUUUUGGAAUAAAAUAUAAUUUUUUGCUAAUGAAAGAUGAGAAGUCUCGACGUUACGGUUAACACAGAAGUUGAAUUUUGCAUAGAUUGUGGAGCCAGUCACUGAUGAGUCCGAAGUUACUUAGAUAAUUCGUGUUUAUCACUAAGUGGAAUAUUGGAAUAUCUUAGUGUAGGUGCCGGUUAAUAAUUAAGUACUCAGUUUUAUAUAAAAUAAUACAUCGCUAUUAUUGCCGACGAUAUACGUUAAUAUAUCCUCGGUUUCAAAGUAUUUUCCUUUUAAACAUGAAAACAUUAAAGUUGAAUUUUUUAAAUUUUAUUUUUAACAUGGAACCUUUUUAAAGUAUAACAGAGUUUACAUCUUUUCGGUGAAAUUGUUAUUCCUGUUUUAUUUAUGUAAUAUGAGUAAUUUAGUGCCUGUUCUGCUCGAUGCUUUCUCGACUUCCCUAUGGUUUAAGUUUCGAUCUUGCUACGUGCUAUUCCGGACGAGGACGUUUCGCAUCGUCGCCGGUUAGAUAUGACUCGUCUUCAGGGAUCAAAAAGUAAACUUAUGUAUGCGGGAAUAUAGAGUAACUUAGACUUACUAGAGUUAUUUAGACUUUACUACAAAAAUAAUUCCAUAUUAACUGAUUCAUUUUUUAAUAUUUUAUAUUAUGUUUGAAAUGAAGUAUUUGCAUUUUCCGUUUUAUCAUAUCGAUUAAACCGAAAUUAGAGAACAUAUGGACUUGAAUUUAAUUCAUGAGAUGAAAGUUGCGACAGAUAUUAGUUAUAAAACCUCGCUCGUAUACUUUAUUGCAAUUCUUUUCUUGUGAUCUCUGAGAGAUGAAUUUAAGAUCAGUAGAUUUUUCAGUGACGACUCUUGAAUGAAGACUCUUGUGCAACAAUAAUUUAAAAUUUCACAUGCUUUAUCUAUGAAUCAUUAUGGAAACGCAAAAAUUAAUGUGACACGCUCGAUAUUGUCAGUAUAUCUUUAUUUUCUAGAGUUGUCGUUGACAUUUAGUUUUUGUUUAAUUUUGGACGAUAAGGUUUAAGAAAGUCACUAUGAAUCUUUAUAAAUUUUAAUGAUAACGACGAUAAUAAUAAAAUUUAUUGGUCAUAUAAGGAAUGAAAAAUUAGUGAAUUAUCGUUUAAUGUAUAUAUUUGUACGCCUAAGUGAUCCACAUUUCACUUUCUUUUUCUGUAUUUAUCAUUUCCAUUUUGAAUACUGAAAAUAAAAUAUAAACUUCACACUUUA